AUGAAUGAAGAAUACGACUACAUCAUCAUUGGCGCUGGUAUUGGCGGUUUGGUUUUAGCGAACCGACUUAGCGAAGAUGCCGCUGUCAAGGUCCUCCUUAUUGAGGCGGGUCCCAAUCGUAUCGGGGAUCCGUUUAUUGACACUCCAGGUCUGUUGAGCACCCUAUAUGGAAACCCAGAUUAUGACUGGGACUAUAUGAGUGUCCCCCAGUGUAAGGUCCAUGCGAACAACCGACAAAUUGGACAGCCUCGCGGCCGCGUCGUUGGAGGCUCCUCUGCCAUGAACUUCUCGGUAGUCAUGUACCCCACUGAAUCAAACUUCCAGGCCUGGGAAGCAUUGGGGAACCCCGGCUGGGGCGCUCAGAGUAUGGCCCCAUACCUGCGCAAAUUCCACACAUACUCAUCCCCGAGCGAGGCCACCGCAGAACUCCUUGACACGCCUCGGUAUAUGAAUGCCGAAAAACAGGGAUCCACGGGCCCAGUCCCUAUAUCUCUGCCAGACGUGUUCGGGCCAUUCAACAAGGCGUGGGAUGAGACAUUCGCGGAGCUGGGCUGGAAAACAGAUGCCGAUCCCAUCGAGGGCCGCAAGCUGGGUGCUUUCACGUCCCCGUUGACGGUGGAUGCCGGGAAGGGAAAACGAGGAUACGCGGCUGCAUACUACUCCCCCGAAGUAGCGGCCCGCCCUAACUUGCACCUCAUGGCUGAGACAAUGGUUCAGAAAAUCAUCCUCAUCGAGGAAGACGGAGAGGUCGUCGCCAGGGGCGUACAGGUCGAGACUCAUAAAGGCCAAUCCAGGAUCCACGCAAAGAAAGAAGUUAUCGUGUGCGGAGGUAGUCUGAACACUCCCCAGAUCCUAGAGCUCUCCGGUAUCGGAAACGCAGAGCUUCUUCGCAAAUACAAUAUCCCAGUGGUGAUCGACAACCCUGCGGUGGGCGAGAACCUGCAAGACCACAGCAUCACAAGUAUCAACUUCGAGAUCGCCGAUGGCCAGGUCUCAGGUGAUAUCAUGCGUGAUCCAGCCGUUGUGGAAGCCCUGAUCAACCUCUACGAACAGACCCGUGCAGGUCCAUUGGCAGGUAUGCCGAUUAGCAUGGCGUAUCUUCCCUUCGUCAAUGGCCAGGGUGUAGUUCCCAAAGAAGAAGCCGAGGAACUUCUAGCGAAAUACCUUGAUCAGGAUGAUAUCCCUGCCAGCCUGCGCGCGCAGUACACUCACCUUCGCAACAUUCUUCUGAAUCCCGAGGACGCCUCUUCGCAUUACCUUUUCCUUCCGGCGCAGCUGCACAUUAACCCCGGUAAGACCACGCUUACUGACGUGCUAGAGAAGAAACUUCCGGAGAAUUAUAUCUCCAUUAUGAUGUUGCAUAAUCACCCGUUCUCGCGUGGGUCGGUUCAUAUCGCAUCUGCGAGCAGUGAUGAUAAACCUACCUAUGAUCCCAACUUGCUUUCGCACCCACUCGAUGUCGAGCUUAUGGCUCGACAGAUGCAGUUCGUGGAUCGUAUCUCCACAACGGGCCCAUUUGCCGCUCUCCUCAAGCCUGGGAAGCGCAUGCCGGAGAAUACAAAUGAUUUGAGUGACUUGGAGCACGCGAAGAAGGUUGUGAAAGAGCGGGUGUUUACUUGUUUCCAUCCCGCCGGCACGUGUGCUAUGUUGCCGAAGGAGGCUGGUGGUGUUGUUGAUUUCAAUCUGAAGGUGUACGGGACAAGAAAUUUGAGGGUAGUGGAUGCGAGUAUCUUCCCUCUUGAGCCGAGUGGGAACAUUCAGUCAACUGUGUAUGCUGUUGCGGAGAGAGCAGCUGAUUUGAUCAAGAGCCAAUCUUAG
Messenger RNA from Penicillium odoratum, 1818 nucleotides. RefSeq names its product GMC family oxidoreductase. The transcript has 2 exons. Gene Ontology annotation, molecular function: flavin adenine dinucleotide binding; oxidoreductase activity, acting on CH-OH group of donors. The record is from RefSeq and is a predicted model, not a curated record. Bases 1 to 1818 code for a protein of 605 amino acids. Lineage: Eukaryota; Fungi; Ascomycota; Eurotiomycetes; Eurotiales; Aspergillaceae.